AUUUUGCCUUGCAGUAUCAAAGUAAUGCACUACUUUUUGCGGGUAACGUGCCCCGGGUUGCUGAUCAUGCGCAUUUGUUGUCACGCUGUCUGGCCAGUGCGUCUUUGGCUCCUCACGGCUCUGAAUGCAGCGCCUCUUCUCUCUGCGCGCUCACUGAGCAGCUCUGCUCCGAUCCUCCAACAGCUUUUAAGGUCUUUAGGAGCAACUUCCAACCCUUGAGAUGGAAGACAAAUUGAAAAGUUCUGCAGAGCGAUUGUUCCACAAGUCUUCGUUCAGCAUCAGCAGCCUGUUGUGGAGACGAGAAGGGGUGAUGAGCGACCAGGAGUCCCCGUCUGCGUCCCAGAAACUGCGCGUAAUGGCGCAUCCAGGGAGAUCCAGUCCAGAGAAGUGUGAGAGCGACAUAAAGUGUGAAACUCCCAAACAGUGCACUAAAAUAGAGAGUAAAGAGGCGACUGCGACAGGGAAACGAGAAGGAAAUAAGGAUGAAUCAAAGCACAAUGUUGGAGCCGAGGAAAGCUUAAAAGGUGAGAAGCCUCCUUUCAGCUACAACGCGCUCAUCAUGAUGGCGAUUCGCCAGAGCCCGGAGCGAAGGCUCACGCUCAACGGCAUCUAUGAGUUCAUCAUGGACAACUUCCCCUACUACCGACAGAACAGACAGGGCUGGCAGAAUUCAAUCAGGCACAACCUGAGUCUGAACAAGUGUUUCGUUAAAGUGCCGCGCCACUACGACGACCCGGGCAAAGGCAACUACUGGAUGCUGGACCCCUGCAGCGAGGACGUCUUCAUCGGUGGCGCGUCAGGGAAACUCCGGCGCAGGACCGCGUCUGGUUCCAGGACCAAGCUCGCCCUGAAGCGAGGCGGAGGAGGAGGUCGUCUGCUGUCCGCCAGUACCGCGACCAGCGUGACCUUGGCCGCAGCGGGUUCGUUUUACUGGCCGGUGCCACCGUUUCUGCCCCUACAACCACCGGUGCGCACCAGCCUUUCAGGCGCAGGGACUUACCUGAGCGCUCACCCUCACUUCUCCAACCACGCCGCGUCGGUUGUGUCACAGCGGUCCCGGUUGAGCGCAGCAAGUUCAGCCGCGGACGCAGACCGUUUCGUGCAGACGCGCCAGGGGAUGUCCUACAUCGGAGUCAGCUGCGCGCAAUCCCGCCGCCAGAUCGGCGCAGCCUGCACCGCGUUCUCCGCGUCCAUCCCACAUCCGUGCACGCUGCCGCUGUCGGACCCGUGUUCUUUUAACAUGAUCUCCGGACAAGCCAGCUACUUUUACUCGCAUCAAAUGCCGUGCACCGCAACUUUUAGCCCGUGCCAAGAUGAGUUCGCAGCGGCCAAGACGUCUCCGGGACAUUUUUUAUCCAAGGGUCGUGGCCACUCAGAGCUCGGGGAAUGCUGUAACGACUUUCCAAACUAUUGUCCUCAGUUCAGUCCAAGUCCUCCUUCGUCCUGGAAUAUAGAAAAAUAGAGCAACUGUCAUAACAAUCAA
Molecule: messenger RNA, 1483 nt
Organism: Paralichthys olivaceus (Japanese flounder)
Lineage: Eukaryota; Metazoa; Chordata; Actinopteri; Pleuronectiformes; Paralichthyidae
Source: RefSeq, a predicted model, not a curated record